Guyanagaster necrorhizus is the source of this 421-nucleotide messenger RNA. RefSeq lists its product as uncharacterized. The annotation marks the transcript as partial. The record is from RefSeq and is a predicted model, not a curated record. NCBI's taxonomy places the organism in Eukaryota, Fungi, Basidiomycota, Agaricomycetes, Agaricales, Physalacriaceae. The transcript has a single exon.
CAGUGGCAGUGGAACAAGCCGACAACGCUCCCAGGAAGAGAAUACUGCCCGUUCCAAAGUGGUGUGGAGGAACAACCGGUCGGACACAGGACAGUUAGAUGAUGGGGGCUGAUCUGAUGUCUUGCAUUUUGUUGACUUUAGCUCUACAGGCCGAUCCCUGCGUCUCGAUGAAUCGUAACCGCCUCACGAAGAAUUCGAUGAUUAGCCAGGCUCCGAGUGGGGACGAAUGCUGCCAGAAUUGUUGGGAUGGAUCACCAGUGGUGCGUUUAUUGUUCUUUCGGUGUCGAGGCUUCGCUAAUGCUGGCUAUUCAAGUCGAUCCUUGCUCGCCGUGGAUCGUGGCCAUGCCUUUGCGCCAAGUGAAUCGAACCUGGAGGAUAACCUCAAGAAACGCUCCCCUAGAACUGUGAAUGGUAGUGGGGG